Messenger RNA from Verticillium nonalfalfae, 570 nucleotides. RefSeq lists its product as uncharacterized. Lineage: Eukaryota; Fungi; Ascomycota; Sordariomycetes; Glomerellales; Plectosphaerellaceae. The transcript has a single exon. The coding region runs from base 1 to 570 and encodes 189 amino acids. The record is from RefSeq and is a predicted model, not a curated record.
AUGGCGCAACAACGAAGACUGUACAUCCAAAUGUCAGGCGCCCCGGGCUCCGGCAAGAGCACGCUCGCCCGGCUGCUCGCCAAGUCGACCGACGCCGUCGUCUUCGACCACGACGUCAUCCGCUCGACGAUUCUCGCGCACGGGACCGCGUUCGACAGCGCCGCCCAGCUCGCCUACGGCAUCGGCUGGGCGCUCGCCGAAGACGCCAUGCGACAGGCGCGCAGCGUCGUCAUGGACAGCACGUGCAACUACGCGGAGACGCUGGGCCGGGGCCGCGCGCUCGCCGAACAGCACGGGUACGAGUAUUGGUAUGUCGAGUGCCGGGUCGACGACCUUGCCGUGCUGGACCGGCGCUUGCGCGCGAGGGUGCCGCUGAGGAGCCAGAGGACGGGCAUCGACGUCGCGCCUCGCGAUGCUGGGGCUAUCAAGAACGGGGCCGAGGCCGAGGCGCGCUUCAGGGAGCGCAUGGAGAGCCCGUGCCGGCCGGACAGCAAUGUCAUUAUCGUUCAGUCUAUCGGAGACCUCGAGGACCGGCGGGACGACGUUUUGAAGUGUUUGAAUGGACGUUGA